AUGGCCGACUCUCUCACCGAGGAGCAAGUCUCCGAGUUCAAGGAGGCAUUCUCUUUGUUUGACAAGGAUGGAGAUGGUCAGAUCACAACCAAGGAGCUGGGUACCGUGAUGCGUUCCCUGGGCCAAAAUCCUUCCGAGUCUGAGUUGCAAGACAUGAUCAAUGAGGUUGAUGCCGACAACAACGGCACCAUCGACUUUCCAGAAUUCUUGACCAUGAUGGCUCGUAAAAUGAAGGACACCGAUUCCGAGGAGGAAAUCAGAGAAGCGUUCAAGGUGUUUGAUCGUGAUAACAAUGGGUUUAUCUCGGCAGCAGAACUGCGUCAUGUGAUGACAUCGAUUGGCGAAAAGCUCACCGAUGAUGAGGUUGACGAGAUGAUUCGAGAAGCUGACCAGGACGGCGACGGCCGAAUCGACUCACUGGGCGCAACCUUUUACGGCCCUAUAUUCGCGGUUGUUGCAUUCAACGAGUCCCGAACUUUAGCGCUGGGUCUCUUCUGCCUUGAGCUUGAACGAAUCGACCUGCGACUACAUCUUCCAUUGCCUUCUACAUUGUUGACCGAUAGCGCUCAUGUUAGCCACCUGUGCUCUACGAUGAGCUCACUAAAGCAAUUCAUCCGCAAUGUUCGUGCGGCAAAGACAAUCGCUGACGAGCGCGCCGUGAUUCAGAAGGAGAGUGCAGCUAUCCGCGCGAGCUUUCGGGAGGAGAGCCAUGACCAUAGCGUUCGCCGCAACAAUGUUGCCAAGUUGUUGUAUCUCUUCACACUCGGGGAAAGAACCCACUUCGGUCAAAUUGAGUGUCUGAAGCUACUCGCCUCUCCUCGAUUUGCAGAUAAACGGCUUGGCCAUCUUGCCACUAGCUUGCUUCUGGAUGAAAACCAAGAAGUUCUGACACUAGUCACCAACUCUCUAAAAAAUGACCUGAGCCACUCAAAUCAAUACAUCGUGGGGCUUGCCCUGUGCACGCUGGGAAACAUUGCCUCCAUUGAGAUGUCAAGGGAUCUAUUUCCCGAGAUCGAGACCUUGAUAUCGACAUCGAACCCGUAUAUUAGGAGGAAGGCCGCCCUCUGCGCCAUGAGAAUCUGUCGCAAGGUCCCUGAUUUGCAAGAACACUUUUUGGAAAAGGCAACACAAUUACUGUCCGAUAGAAACCACGGAGUCCUCCUCUGCGGGCUGACUCUUGUCACCAGCUUGUGUGAAGCCGACGAGGAAGAAGGAGGUGAAGAAGGCAUUGUCGACAAAUUCAGGUCAUUCGUUCCAGGACUUGUCAAGACACUAAAAGGACUCUCGACUUCUGGGUAUGCUCCAGAGCAUGAUGUUACCGGCAUCACGGACCCAUUUGUUCAAGUGAAACUCCUUCGACUGCUGAGGGUCCUCGCUGUUGGAGACCCAGAGACAAGUGAACAGAUCAAUGAUAUUCUGGCACAAGUCGCAACUAACACAGACUCAUCAAAAAAUGUCGGCAACUCUAUUUUGUACGAGGCGGUUCGCACAAUCCUAGAUAUCGAAGCCGAUUCCGGGCUCAGAGUUCUCGGAGUGAACAUCCUUGGCAAGUUCCUCACAAAUCGCGACAAUAAUAUCCGUUACGUGGCUUUGAAUACGCUUAUCAAAGUUGUUGCGAUUGAGCCCAAUGCUGUUCAAAGACACCGCAACACGAUUCUAGAAUGUCUUAGGGAUCCGGAUAUCAGCAUCAGAAGACGUGCUCUUGAUCUCAGUUUCACCCUGAUAAAUGAGAGCAACGUACGCGUCCUUAUCCGAGAGCUUCUAGCCUUCUUAGAAGUGGCCGACAAUGAGUUCAAGCCGACAAUGACAAGCCAGAUUGGAAUCGCAGCCGAUAAAUUCGCUCCCAACAAGAGGUGGCAUUUCGAUACCAUGCUCCGCGUGUUAUCUUUGGCCGGAAAUUAUGUAAAGGAACAAAUUCUCUCUUCGUUUGUUAGACUUAUCGCGACGACACCAGAGCUUCAAACGUAUGCAGUACAGAAGCUAUAUAUCAACCUUAAGAAGGAUAUCACACAAGAGAGUCUUACCCAGGCGGGCGCAUGGUGCAUUGGUGAGUACGCCGAUGCCUUGCUCAAAGGUGGCCAGUACGAAGAGGAGGAGCUCGUUCAACAAGUGGGCGAAAAUGAAGUGGUAGAUUUGUUUGCACUUGUUUUAAACAGCAGCUACGCAACGCAAGUCUCCACUGAAUAUAUUAUCACUGCUUUGAUGAAGCUUACCACUCGUUUUUCGGAAGCUUCUCAAGUUGAGAGAAUAAGGCGGGUGCUUCAGACUCAUCAAACCAGCCUCGAUGUCGAAGUGCAACAACGAGCAGUCGAGUACAGCAACUUGUUCUCAUUUGACCAGAUUCGUCGUGGCGUCUUGGAGAAAAUGCCUCCGCCACAAAUCAAAGAGUCGUCUCGAGUUCUAGGUCCAGCCCCUACAAAGAAAUCGAAGGCUACGAACAGGAAAUCUAAGGUGCUCAAACCCACAGAGCAAGACCUCCUUGACCUUAUGGAUGCACCUGCACCGGCUACUUUAGGGGCAGGGCAGGCGACGAAUUCCGAUCUCUUGGCAGACAUUCUUGGGGGCAGCACACCAGACACACCACCGACCUCAUCAUCGCCACAUGCACCUCAGCAGGCCAAUAUGUCAUCAAUCAUGGACCUUUUCGGCUCUGAACCAAACAACCCGUCCACCUCGCAGAUGGAGACGUCAGUCGCGACGGACUUGUUGAGCAACAGCUCUUCCAAAGCUCAGUCUCACCAAGUUGAAUCUCGUCAUCCCUGUUACAGUGCCAAUGACUUGAAUGUAACAAUGCAGGUGCAAAGGAACGCAGAGGGGCUCAUUCAAGCUAUUGCGCGAUUUCAAAACCUAUCUGGAUCGACGUCACUCUCUCAUGUCGGGUUACAAGCUGCAGUUCCCAAAUCUCAGAAACUUCAACUCCUCAACAUUUCAUCGGCACAACUAGAGCCAGGCGCAGACGCUACUCAGAUGAUGAGAAUUUCUGGGUGCAAAGGAUUCUCACCUGGACAAUGGUUAGAUACAUAUGUCCCCGGAAUUGCCAAAGCUGGAGGCUUCACCAUCACAUGUGCUCCUUCAGCAGCAACAACCUCAUCAAGCUUCCGUGUGCCAUAUCUCGAGCUUGCAGUCCAGAAAUGCCCAGAGAAUGAGGUUGCUGCGUGGCUGUGGCAAUCAGCAGAGAAUGUGAUUGGGUCUCUCCUGCAUGUUCGUGUCGGGGGCAGCUUUGUCUUUCCCCCGACCCUAAAUGUGCGGUUGGAGAAUAUCAAGAGGGUCAUCUUUGUGGCCGGUGGGCUAGGUAUAAACCCAUUCAUGAGUAUGCUCAGCUAUAUUGGUGAGAUGAAUGGACUUCCAAGACUAGAAAUUCUCGUUUUCUAUGCUAGUAAAAUUCCUGACAGCGGUGGUUUGGAGAACAUUUUGUUUUUGCAGCGCAUUGCUAGCUUAUUUGCCAAUGGUAGACUCGAGGGGAAGUUCAGAUUGUAUUUGACGGGCAACUCCGAAACAUGUCGACAAUUUGAUACAUCCUGCGGAGCUGCCCAUCUGAAGGACUUCAAUGUCGAAAUUCAAAAGGGUAGAUUAUCCGUUCUUGAGCUGGGUCGACGGCUUGAGAACCUGGACCACAGCUCGAGUAUUGUGUACGUAUGUGGCCCCCCGACCAUGACAGACUACAUAUUCAAGUUUCUAUCUUCGGAAAGCUCAUGGUUGAACAUACCUCCCAAACAUGUCAUGACAGAGAGGUGGUGGUAA
Pochonia chlamydosporia 170 is the source of this 3741-nucleotide messenger RNA. Its product is annotated as AP-1 complex subunit gamma-1. Gene Ontology annotation, biological process: receptor-mediated endocytosis; Golgi to vacuole transport; intracellular protein transport. The coding region runs from base 1 to 3741 and encodes 1246 amino acids. The record is from RefSeq and is a predicted model, not a curated record. Gene Ontology annotation, molecular function: clathrin-cargo adaptor activity; calcium ion binding. The transcript is spliced from 11 exons. Lineage: Eukaryota; Fungi; Ascomycota; Sordariomycetes; Hypocreales; Clavicipitaceae. Gene Ontology annotation, cellular component: AP-1 adaptor complex; membrane coat.